This is a messenger RNA of Effrenium voratum, 2393 nucleotides long. NCBI's taxonomy places the organism in Eukaryota, Dinophyceae, Suessiales, Symbiodiniaceae. The record is from the annotation of a GenBank genome assembly.
ACCGCUCACCUCUCCGCCAGAAGGCUUCCUUUGGAUUUGGGGACGGCGCGCACGCUCGCCGACCUUUUUUCGGCCAUGCCGGUGGCAUGCGUGAUGAACGUGCUGCGCUGGCUGGUGAGAAGGUGCCGGCGCCGCUUGCUCAAGGGUAAUAUGUCCGUCUUCAAGGCAAACGGGCGAACUCAGUGGGUCAAGAACAUCAAUGGCGAGUUCCCGCUCAGAACAGGCCUGGACUACGACCUGGCAAACGAUGGAGAAGACCGGCGCAAGGCGUCCUGCUGGGCCUUCCUUUGCCAGGACACCGCCGUCUCGGACACAACGGAGGAGACUGCCUCUCCGGAUUUGUCGGAGGAUGGGAUGAGUGAGGGGUCCCGCGUGGACGGGCCCCCGCAGCCGCGGACAAUCUUCCACGCGCUUCACUACACCUUCGAGGAGCUGCGCCGCAUUCUCCCGGAGCUGGCGCUGAAGGGCUUCGAUGCGGUGCAGAUUCCUCCGGCACACAUCAGCCCGCAAGGCGACCUGCGGCGCAGUUGGUUUUUGCGAUACCAGCCGCUGAGCUACCAGGACAUCGACCCCGCCUUAGGCGGCGCUGAGGGCCUGUGGAGGCUCUGCGAGGAGGCGGCGGACUUCCGGAUCAUCGUGAUCGCCGACUGCGUGUUCAACCACAUGGCAGUGGUUGCCUCGUGUCAGGAAUGGCAGCAGGCGCAGUGGGACGGGGGUAAGAUGGAAGAGCUGCAGCAGCGGCUGGACCACACCUUCGGGCCUCACCUGAACCGCCACGACUUCCAGUGGCCCUGGAUUUGCCUGGAGAAUGAGAAGUGGGACGACCCGCAUUACAUGUUCGAGGGCUGGGGCUGCGGGGAGUGGUCCGAGCUCAGCUGCAGCGAGAAGGUGAUUUCCCAACACAUGGGGCAUUUGCAGCAGCUCUUGGACUGCGGGGUGAAGGGCGUGCGCCUGGACGCAGCCAAGCACAUGCGGCCCCAGCACGUGGGCCGCUAUGUGGACUUUGUGCAGGACCAGGGAGGCUUCGUGUACGCGGAGGUUUUGUCCAUGGACAAGCAGCUGCACUCGCAAUACGAGAAGCUUGGAAAGGGGGUGCCCUCCACGGACUUCGCGCUGGCGGCCUCGCUGGUCAAGGCCUGGCGCCAGGAGAACGGCGGCCAGGCGGCCACGCAGCUGCAGGCGAUUGAUCACUUGGGCAGCCACGCAGUUCAGUUCGUGCGGAACCACGACACCAUGUUCAACGAGGGUCCCAUCUGCGGCAUCGACUGGGCCAACGCGGAGGAGGCGGCGCUGGCCUGGGCGUAUCUCAUCGCCAAGAACGAGGGCAGUCUGCUCAUCCACCAGGAUGACAUCCACCCGCCCAUUGUGCAGGCCGCGCUGGCCUUCCGCUCGGAUCUGUCCUCCGUGGCGGUGAGCGCCUCGCCCUACCCCCUGAAGACGGAGCUGGUGGCGUGGCCGCCGCCCUCUUAUGAGACCUUGAGCAUGCUGCUGACGCUGGCCGACUGCCCCGUCGGCCUGGCCGUCUUCAACCUGAGCUCCAAGCAGCAACGCCUGGAGGUGCCUUGGUCUUUGGAAGACUUUGGCGUGCACGAGGUGCGUGCAGGCAACAAUGAGGCGCUCGGGGGCCACUUGGCAGCGCGCUCUGCACGCUUCUUCCUGCUGGAGAGCGCGGCGCCGGUGCCCAACCCGGACGUGCAGUACAUGACGCUUUUCUACUUCAGCACCUGGGAGCACCCGCACAUCCACUUCUGCGUGGACCACGCCUGGACGGCCGCGCCUGGCUGGGCUCUCCGGAAGUCUGAGAAGCCGGCCGUGCGAGGAAUCAAGAUCCCUCGCAACGGCGGCCGCUGGUGGCGGGUGGAUGUGCCGCUGCGGGCAGGGCCGGUGGAGUUCGUGCUGAACGACGGCAGGGGCAGUUGGGACAACCAUCCGAGCUCCAGGGGCAACUAUGUGGCGGAGAUGCCAGGCUUGCACAUCUUGGUGGACAAGAGCCUUGCGACGCUCAGCCUUGGGGCGCCACCAGGCCUUCUGCCUUCCUCUUGAAGGGGACCCCGCCUUGUGCGCCAUUAAUAAAAAGGGGGAGGGGGGGGCCUUCGCCGAAGGGUGAAGCCCAACGCAAGCCGGCACACAGAACCCGACCCCCUUUGCGCCAAGGAGCCUUUGCCUCUAGAAGUCUCCAGCUCUGAAGGGUGCCAUGUUUCGGCGGCACCUCUGGCCAUUUUUCGCUAGAAAUGUUUCCAGUUUUCCACCUGCCGCGAGCUCGCCAGCGAUCUUCGCGUCACUCCUGCCGCAACGAGGCAGAAAUCCUAAAACGAAAUGCGAGCUGCAAUUGAACCAAUUGAGUGCGCUGGUGCAUUUCUCCUAAAGGGCCCAUGCCACGCCAUACGUUAUGC